CUACAUUUUUACGUAUAAUGUUGUAUUUUACAGUAGUAAAUAUGGAAGUUAUGCCAAGUUAUGCGUAAUUCUUUACUAAAUUUUCAAUAAUCUGUCGUUCUCCUCACAUGGUCCACAAGUCUUGACUGUAUUAUUAACAAGGAAUCAUAAUUGAAUUUUUUAUUCUUGGCCGUAAGUAAAUAGGAAAAUAGCUAUGGAUGUAAAUAGUUUAACAGUUUCAAAUUUUCGAAGCCUAUCUGUAUUUCGAUCUUAUGAUGCAAGGAAAAAACGACGUGUGUUGUAAACACAAAACAAAUAGUUAAUUAUACUGUCGAAAAAUUUGUAAUUUUUAGAAGUGUAAAUGGAGAGUUCAAGUGAAGAAAAACAAAAUGAAUCUGAUGAAUAUGAUGAUAAAAACAGUCAACAAUUUGGUAUCGAAACGUUUGAUAAAAAUAAUUCACAGACCAAUUUAGAGGAGGAAAAUUCAGAAAAUAUAAAACAUUCAUAUAGUGGAACUAUUAAUACAGCUACAAUGAUUGUGGAAGAUAUAAAAGAUGAACCAGAGGUGUCACAAGAUGAUGAUCCUGAGGGAGACGAAGAAAGAUGUUCAGAUGAAGAUGAAAUGCAUUAUAUUGAAAGUAAGGUUGAAGAAUCUUUAUCAUCCACAUCAACUGUUAAUUCUUCUGAUGAAGAUUCAGAAACAAGUUCAAAUGAUAAAACUGAUCCAACAAAUAAAACCGUGGAAGUAUUACAAACCUCUGAGAAAUUGAAGAAUGAUGAACAAAGUAGUACAACAAAAAAUGACGAUACUACUGACGACAGUGAUAUUGAAGAUGAUUUAGUAUCGGCAAUUAAUUAUAAUACUAUCACAUCCUUGACUGCAUUAAAAGAUAUGCUUCAAUCAUCAGGCGAAGAUUCUGAUGGUGUCGAUAGUUUUUUUCAUCAUUAUUUUUUAUCACACGUUAAUCGGCUGCCAUCGAGAAAUCAAACACACAGUCCAUAUCCAUGGGGAAGAAGAUUGUCAGAGUGUCGCGAGGAAGAUGAAUAUGAAACUGAAGAAGGAAAGAAUUUAGAAUGUCCAGAAGAAAAAGAGGUAAAUUUAAAACAAAGUAAAGAGGAAUUAUUGAGUUCUCAAGAGUCACAGGAGUCUACAUCGGAAAAUAUUCCUUCGAAAACUGCGAGUCCUUUAUCUUCAGAAAAUUCUAGUUCAGAAAAAAUUGAUCAAAAAUCAAAUCAAACGACAUCAAGUACAUCAGAACCAAAAACAUUGCCUACUUCUUCGAGAUUUACAACAUCAACAGUAACAUCGCCAACGGCUACAAAACCACCAUUACGUCGAAGACAUACCACUGGUCCUGGAAUGACAUUUCCUGCAACUGAUCCACCAACAUAUUCAAGUAGUAUGACAUUUUUAAAAACAAGUCCAUUACCAAGUCCUCAUCUUGAUAAACGAUUUUUCGAUUCAAGUUUAAUUGAAAUGAAAAGUCAAGCCAGUAGUUCAAGUACUCUUGAUUAUGAUUCAACGGAAGAAGUUUGGGUGCGGAGAAUUGAUUUAGGCCAAGAUAAAAGACGAAAAGAGCUUGGUUCUCAGCCUUUGCCUACAAUUGUAACUGAGGAUACCGAUAAUACAAAUCAAUUUUCCCAAGAUCAGAAUCAUAGGCCACGAGCAGGAACUUGGAGUUCUCAUUCACGAAACAUAAGGAAACCAGCGUCUGGCAGUGCUCCUAAUUCGGGAAAAUCAACACCAUUACCACAACAAUUAGAAUCGACAUCGAAUUCUCUAAAUUCUAGUAAAGGAUCGAAAAAAUUUAUUGGAACUCGAUCGGGAUCAACUAGUCGCAGCAAUAGUGCAGAACGUAGAAGAAGUGGAAGUGACGAAACUGCUAGUCCAACGCGGAAAUCUGCACUUUUUGAUGCUUUCCGACCAAGAAGUAAAUCAGAUGCUAGUAAAACAAGAAAACCCAGUAUUAUAGCUAAUAUGAAAAAUGUUAUGCAGCAUUCACUAUAUAGAAGUGCACUUGGAAGUUCUUCUGUGGAUAUCAAUACUGAAAAGGAUCAUAAGGAUCACAAGGAAAAUAAAGAUCACAAUUCAAGACCUCGAGCUGGAUCUGAAAGUAGCAGAAAUCCUGUUAGUAAAGUCAUGGACCUAAUUAGGCAUCGUAGUCAUAGUGCUCUUAGUGCAGAAGAUAAAAGGAAAGCAAGAACAGCAGCUCAACAUCAGUCACAUCUAGCGGCACAUAGUGCCCUAAGGAGAAGCUCAUUGGAUCCAGGUACAAGGAGAUUAUCUCUUGGAACUCCCGUGGCUCCUCACAGGGCUGCUGAUGCUUGCCUAGAUCCAGUUCAUGCUGCCAUACUCUUUAGAGACGCUCGUGGAUUACCAGUGGUUGAUCCUUUUCUGGAAAAAGUCAAUAUUUCUGAUCUUGAAGAAGAUGAAACGCAAAUUUUUGUAAAGUUCUUCAAGUUUCAUAAAUGUUAUGAUCUUAUUCCAACUAGUGCAAAGCUCGUUGUUUUCGACACACAUCUGCUCGUUAAAAAAGCUUUUUUCGCUCUUGUUUAUAAUGGUGUUAGAGCAGCGCCUUUGUGGGACAGUUCUCGUCAACAAUUUGUAGGAAUGUUAACAAUAACGGACUUUAUAAAAAUUCUUCAAAUGUAUUAUACAAGUCCAUCAGUAACAAUGGACGAAUUAGAAGAGCAUGAACUUGAUACAUGGCGAAAAGUAUUAAAAGAUCAAGUACAUCCAUUAGUUAGUAUAGGUCCUGAUGCUUCACUUUAUGAUGCUAUUAAAACAUUAAUACAAAACAGAAUUCACCGUUUGCCUGUGAUAGAUCCUGAUACUGGAAAUGUUUUGUACAUUUUAACUCAUAAGAGAAUUUUAAGAUUUCUUUUUCUUUAUAUUAAUGAAUUACCUAAACCAUGUUUUGUUAAUAAAACAUUAAAAGAAUUGAGGAUUGGUACAUUUGACAAUAUUGAAACAGCAACUGAAGAAACUAGUAUAAUUUUGGCAUUGAAAAAAUUUGUUGAAAGGCGAGUUUCUGCUUUACCAAUAAUAGACAAUGAAGGAAAAUUGGUUAAUAUUUAUUCGAAAUUUGAUGUAAUUAAUUUAGCAGCAGAGAAGACGUAUAAUAAUUUAGAUGUUUCACUUCGCGAAGCAAAUGAACAUAGGAAUGAAUGGUUUGAAGGUGUUCAGAGCUGUAAAUUAGACGAAACUUUAUUCACCGUUAUGGAAAAGAUUGUGAGAGCAGAAGUUCAUAGAUUGGUUGUAGUCGACGACGAUGAUAAGGUGAUUGGCAUAAUAUCUUUAUCGGAUUUGCUUUUUCAUCUUGUUCUCAGACCUUGCGGAGAAGAAAAUGGCAGUAGUAAAGGUAGUAAUAUAUCCUUGCGUGCACAAGAUUCAGUAACAUCAAAAGGCCCUAGCUCUGAAUCAUCUCUUGGUGAUAUUGAAGUAGAAGCAGAUCAUGAGGUAAUAAAUAUAAAUAAAGUACAAAAAACAUUAGUACCGUCUAGUUCUCCAACUACAUCUGAUAAUCUUGUUAGUCAAACUCAAGAAUCAUCAUGGCGUGAAGUUACUGUUUCAGGAGGUGAAUAAGCCAAAUGUGACUUUAAUAUAAGAAGCUUUAUGCGUGCUUAUUCCUUUCCCAAAAAAUCCAAUGUAUGCAAUAAUUUUUUUUUUUCGAGAAUUUUGUCACUUUAUAUAUUCUCAAAUUUUAAAGCUUUAGAUAAAAUCAUCAAUUGUUUUUAGUUAGAAUGAAAAUGAAUAUAAUUGCGCGAAAAAAUUUAGUAAAUCUAUUUAUAUUUAGAAAACACACACUCAAAUUAGAGUGAUUACCAAAUAUUUUCUUUUAAUAUAUCAAUUUAUUGCAUUAUAAAUCAAUUUUUGUGCAAAUAUUAUAUUUUCUAAAUACAAUACAACUUAGACUAAUUUAAUCAAUUUACAUUUUGAAUAUUAGAAAAUUAAAUAGCAUAAUAUUUUCAUUCUACACUUGUAAAUUUAUAUAUUGGACGAAUUUGUCGAGAUUUAUAAAUAUAUUUCAUUAAAGCAAAAAAAAAAAAAAAGAAUACACGCAAAAUUGUUAAUGAUUUUUUAAAAUUAUUUUUAAUGUAUAUUGAAAUUUUUAUCUAUACUGAAAAUCCUAUUUAACGGCAUUAAAAUUUAUAUGUAAAAAUAUUUUUUAUACUUUGAUUAUAAUAGUAGGUUUUUUAUGCUGCAAAUGCGUAAAAUCAAUUAGAUUUUACGCAUGUGUCAUAAAAAAAUUUUUUUUUACAAUCUAAAAUUGAAAGAUCAAGAAAGAAUGAGAAAAUUUAAAUUUAAAUUCCUAUUUUUUUUCUCAUUAUCAUAGCUAUCAAAGUAGUGCGAAAUGUAAAUUAAAUUAUAGGCAUUUUGACGUUAUAAUAUUGUACACUGCGUUAGCAUAAAACCAUUUUAGUCUUUGAGAGUUCAAUAAACUCACUAGCUAUUCACAAAAAGCAUCUGUAAUUAUAAUGUACAUAAAUAGAAGUUCAAAUAAAUAUAAAAUAAAUAUUGUCA
Leptopilina boulardi is the source of this 4504-nucleotide messenger RNA. RefSeq names its product 5'-AMP-activated protein kinase subunit gamma-2 (gene SNF4Agamma). The coding region runs from base 341 to 3565 and encodes 1074 amino acids. NCBI's taxonomy places the organism in Eukaryota, Metazoa, Arthropoda, Insecta, Hymenoptera, Figitidae. The transcript is spliced from 18 exons. The record is from RefSeq and is a predicted model, not a curated record.